Messenger RNA from Aspergillus sclerotioniger CBS 115572, 1305 nucleotides. RefSeq names its product exopolygalacturonase A. The record is from RefSeq and is a predicted model, not a curated record. Gene Ontology annotation, biological process: carbohydrate metabolic process. Gene Ontology annotation, molecular function: polygalacturonase activity. Lineage: Eukaryota; Fungi; Ascomycota; Eurotiomycetes; Eurotiales; Aspergillaceae. Bases 1 to 1305 code for a protein of 434 amino acids. The transcript has 4 exons.
AUGAAGUUUUCAGCCAGCACACUUUUUUUUCUCGUGGGGCUUUCUGUCCCGAUUUCGAGUACCUCUAUUCAACAGGAUGGAACCAGCUGCACCGCCAAUCCUCUCGGAAAUGGGCAAGAUGAUGUUCCUAACAUUCUCACAGCUGUCAGCCAAUGCGGCCAGACGCCCGGAGGAAGAGUCGUCCUCCCAGCGCCAUACACCUACCGUAUCAACCAACGGAUGACAACCCAUCUGGCCAACUCACGCCUUGAAAUUGGCGGAACGCUUCUCUUCAGCGACGACAUCGACUAUUGGGUCAAUAACUCUUACCGGGUGGACUUUCAGAACCAGUCGAGCGCCUGGCGCAUCACAGGGCAUGACUAUGUGAUUGACGGCGGUCCACACCAGGGUGGAAUCGACGGAAACGGGCAGCUGUGGUAUACUUGGGCCAAGGGAGGAAGUAAUGUCUUUGGGCGUCCCAUCCCGUUGCAUGUGUUUCAGUUGACGCGCGCGACUCUUCGCAAUUUAUCCAUCCGACAGCCCCAGUUCUGGGCUGUUCUUGUGGAUUCAUCUUCGCAUAUUGCCCUGGACCACGUCUAUGUCAACGCGACCAACCACGAUUUUUCAGUGAGUCCUGAAGGUGAGUGGGUUCAGAAUACUGACGGGGUUGAUACGUACCGUUCGGAUUACAUCAGUAUCACCAACUGGGUAUACCAAGGGGGGGACGAUGCCGUGGCGUUCAAGGGAAACUCGACAAAUACCCAUGUGGAGAAUGUGACUGUCUAUGGAGGGCCUGGCAUUGCGUUUGGAUCGCUGGGACAAUAUCCCGACCGGGCUGAUAUUGUGGAAAUCAUCACAGUCAAGAAUGUUCAACCGUCGUUCAAACGGGAGAUGGAUUCCGGCGUCUACUUCAAAAGCUGGAUUGGGGUCAACUAUGGCGUCCCUCCUAACGGAGGCGGAGGCGGCACUGGAUAUGUUCGAAAUGUGACGGUAGAGAACAUCCAGCUCAAAGAGGUGCAGCUGCCGGUGUAUAUUGAUACUUGUCUGAGCUAUCUAUUCAACGAAAACGUAACGCAGUAUUGUGACACCUCGACCUACAAGUUUGAGGACCUGCACUUUAAGAACAUCAGCGGGAAUGGACUAGCCACCGUGACUGACUACCCAGGGAAGAACAUCACUUUUGCUGUGUCCUUGCUUUGUUCGGACCAGGCACCGUGCAUGGAUUUGACAUUCCAGAAUAUUGAUAUUACACUGCCAGUAAAUUAUACUGGCGAGAAGGUGCUGUGUAAGAAUGCCGAGGUGAAGGGAUUGCAGUGCAAUUCGUGA